CGCCAGUCGCCCUCUGAUAACGAUUAGUGUUCUCCUUCGGCCAAUAAUAAAUGUGAAAUAAAAGCAUCUCUGUGGGGUCAGGGUCGUAGCCACCGCUGAGCAAGGUACAAGGAUUUCAUCUGCUUCACCCUAAGGCGUCUUAUCGCUCACCAUGGCGAGUGGUUCGUGGGAGGAGUUCUUUGCUGUGCACCUCCCUCCGACUGACUUUGAAGACAACCGGUCGCUGCUGAAAGAGUUCUGUGAACGCCAUGAUCAGUACGGGAACAAAAUUGCACUUGUGACUUCCGGAGGCACCACAGUGCCGCUCGAACACAACACGGUUCGCUUCGUUGACAACUUCAGCGCCGGCACGCGAGGAUCGGCCUCUGCCGAGUAUUUCUUGGAGCAAGGAUACGCCGUCAUCUUCAUGCACCGGCAGAAGUCGCUGGAGCCCUUCACUCGGCACUUCAGCGGGCAGAAGCUGCUUGAUAUGCUGGAUAUACAGGAGAGAGGGCCCAAUACUAGCAUUACAGUUAAACCAGACAGCGUAGACGUGUUAGCUCCGAUCCUGCUGCGAUACAAAGCAGCGCACGCUGCAGGUGCCAUCUUGCACGUGGCCUUUACCACAGUAUCGGAAUACUUCUGGCUACUGAGAGCUGCUUGCGAGUGCCUGGCCAACCUGGGAGCCAGGGCUGUGCUGUACCUAGCAGCUGCGGUGUCGGACUUCUACGUGCCUAAGGACAGAGUGCCUACCCACAAGAUGCAGUCAGCCAGCGGUGCGCCUAUCAUCCAACUACACCUGGUGCCCAAGAUGUUGGCUCCUCUGGUUAACCUGUGGGUGCCCGCCGCUUAUGUGGUGUCCUUCAAGCUGGAAACUGAUGAGAACCUGCUCAUACCCAAAGCCAGAGCUGCCCUAGACAAGUAUAAACAUAAGAUGGUCGUAGCAAACCUCCUACAGACGCGCCAUCACAGGGUGAUCCUAGUGUCGCCUGAGGCGAGCCAAGAAAUUGUUCUUACUAGAGAAGAAGUACACGCUGGCGUGGACAUCGAGUCGGCGAUCGUGUGCGAGAUCGUUCGCUUGCACAGCGAACAUUUGGCGGGCGCGGGCGAGCGCGCCGACCCGCCGCCGCAGCCGCGCUGAUUGUCGCGCGUCCGCCGCCGCCUCUACCUCACGCCGGAAUAGGCCGCCGCGGACGAGCCACAGCCACGCUGCGGACAACGUAGUAUAAGAGUACCAUGACCUCCUAAAUUACACGCGAGUGAUUCAUUCUGACGGACAGCGGGGCUACUCCGAAAAACGUUAUUCGAAGUUUCGAAUGUUCCAUCCCCUUCACGCAAAGCGAGAUCCCAGCAUGUUCGACGGAGACAGACAGACCCGAAACUACACGAACAGUGUUUCGUAAUAGCCCUACUGGUGCGGACGUGUACUCAGCCUUAGUUAAAACUGCAAAGGGACAGGGCAAUUUAUUUGUAACACCAUUUAAUUAUUGAUACUUGAAUAUUUGUGAAGAUAAUAACAAUUUGUUUUGUUUAGUCUACCUACAAUAUCUAUAAGGAGGUCAUUUUGUAUUGAGGAUACUCGCAACUCGAGUAGUAUACAGGAUGAUUAAAUUAGUUAUAUCCAAAUUGAUGGACAUUUCUCGUGUUGUUUGUAACUAGUUCACCCUGUAUAUUAUAGAAGUAGGUUACUUGUGUGUACUUGUUAGAGUUUUAUAAAUCUCCAUGUGCCCCAGUAAUCGUCUAUUUAUAGGUUUUAUAUGUCUUUAUUGUGUAUAGAAUUGGAAUGUUUGUAUAUGUGAAAAAACUUUACCAAAUUGAAAAGGUCGGGAUUCUCUGACUACUCUGGUGGUUUCUCUCGUAGUAUUUUCAAAAUUGCAAGAUUUUAAAAAUUCUUUUAAAAAAACCUGUAUAUUGCAUAGGAGUAACAGAGUCUUCAGACCUUUACAUAAGACCUUAGAGGUGCUAAGAAAAGUAUUAUGAAGUUGGUUCUGAGAAGGUUAGUACAGAAGGGAAGUAAAAUUUAAUUUUAACUAAUCAUAGAUUUUUCCAAUAUAAAGAGAAUUAUGAAGAGAAUUGUUAUUAAUUUGAUCGAGUCUGGAUGUAUGUCUACCUUUCAAGAUAAUGAUACCAUCUAAGUGAAAUUCAUAUCAUUUGAUAAUGACAUAUAUUUUAUAACACCAAUUAUUAAACACGCAGUGUACCAUUUCCUUCUCUUGUGUACUGGUGGAAUAUACUUUAUUUACGUACUGUUGUAUGUAUCAAAUUAUAUUUAAUAAAUAUAUUUUACACUUCAUAUGUAAAUAUGAAUAAUAUCAUUAUAAUUAAACUGAGCAAAUAUUGCAGAUCAUACUUCCAAUAUUGUUGUCGUGAAAACAUAUACAUUUUAUCAUUAUAGAAUACUUGGAAGUGUUAUUAGAUAUAAAAUAAGGAGUCGUUAAGGUUGACGAAAUGAAUUGCAUAGCUUUACACACUUAAUUUCGGUUUAAAUUCAAUGGGAUUACUCCGAAAAACGUUACGCAAAGUUUCGAAUAUUGUCAUCUCUCUCACGCAAAGCGAGAUGCUAGCAUGAGAGACGGUAACAGUUAGAUCCAAAACUAAGUAGUAGGCCUAUAGAGCGCCUCCAUUUCGUUCCUGGUUCGCUUCGGUGACCUAAUGGAUAUACAAACUUUUUAUUUGGAUAGCUGAUUUAGGGCUCCGAGAACCUCAGUAAUUUAGAUUUUUAUACACAAACAACAGCUUGUAUAAAAUAGCACAACUUUUGUACUUAUGCAUUCGUAAGCUGCCAUCAUCAUGCUGAUUAUGUUUUGGAAUCUAAAUCAACGUAUAUUUUUCGGAUUUCUGGUGUCGACUAUACUCUAUUAACGUAUACAUAAACGACUGUCGGUGUUGUAUUUGAGUGUAAUUUGUAAUGUAUACCCUCGUGGUGUCUUAACUAUCUCGAAUUAUCUUCUUUAGGACCAUGCUAGUAUCUUUUGGUAUAUUGUAUAUUAACGGAUAGGGUUACAUUCAUUCAAACAUUAAAAGUAGGUAAAGUGUAACCCUCAGAAAGAAUGAAAAAUGUAAUCUACUUUUGUAGUUAACAAAAGAUGCUAUGAACUUUGAUCAGUGAUAUCUUUUAUGUAGGCAACCUGAAGCUAUUAAUGUAUGACUUGGUUGUACACCAAACUUCAAGUGUCAUAUCUUGCACUAGCUACAUACAGAAGGGGGCAGGGAGGCAUCUAAAACCUACCUUAUGUUCUUAGAAGAGUGGGUGACCCUGCCUUAAUUUGCCCCCAUGGCUCAGACUGUCAAGACAACCCUGGCCUAAGCUGCCCUCUCCCCCCUCUAGCCCAGAAACAAAGGCCAGAAGUGGGCAGCCCCUCUGGCCUAAUAGGUGAACUGCACUAUUCCGAAUUGAUAUUAUUGAUCAAAGGUAGCUGUUAUCCAAUCAAAAAGAACUCUUAGUGUUAAAGUAUUAUAAAGUGUAAUCGAGUGGGUAUUCAAGUAUUGAUGUCUAUAACGAAAAUAUGUUGUAUUUAUGAGAUUUUUAUUCGUUUUCAAAAUGUCUUGUUGUCUAUAUCGUAUGUAUAGAGUUCUACAUAUCAGGAGGGAAAAUUCUUGAAAUUAU
This is a messenger RNA of Ostrinia furnacalis (Asian corn borer), 3586 nucleotides long. RefSeq names its product phosphopantothenoylcysteine synthetase (gene Ppcs). The record is from RefSeq and is a predicted model, not a curated record. The transcript is spliced from 8 exons. Bases 152 to 1120 code for a protein of 322 amino acids. Lineage: Eukaryota; Metazoa; Arthropoda; Insecta; Lepidoptera; Crambidae.